GUUUUAAAUUUGGGCCAUUAAUAUUUAGCAGCAAGCUCAUAAACCCCAGAGGAAAGAAGCAGCAACAAAUUGAAGAUUUUGAGUUUUGACACAAUGUUGUACUCAACAUCAUCUGCUCCAAUACUAAUGAAAUCAUCUAUUUCAUUACUAAAUUUGGUCAAGUUAACAUCUUUUUCUUCUUCUGCACCCAAAUUUAUACUACCCAUUAAGCAAAUUUCAACAAUAUCUUCUUUUUCCACUUCAUCUUCUUCUUCACUUGUCUUGACCUUAUCUGGCUCCACGCGCCGCCGUGUCAGGGUCUUUUCAACCGCCACCGCCGCCGCAGAAGACGGCACAUUCUUUGCUGAAAAAAACGUGUCAUGGGUAUCACUAGGCAUCUCAGACAGGUUGUCUCAAGCUCUGUGUAGUAUUGGCCUUGAUAGACCCUCUCUUGUUCAGGCUGCUUGCAUACCGUUUAUUAAGUCAAAAAAUGAUGUAGUGGUUGCUGCAGAGACGGGUAGUGGAAAAACUCAUGGGUACCUAGUUCCGCUGAUUGACAAGCUGUGUACUGCACUUGAAAAUUCUAAUGAAGAUACUCCUGUGGAGGGACAAUUAACACAGCUUCAUUCGCAUUCCCUUGUUCUUUGCCCUAAUGUCAUGUUAUGUGAGCAAGUUGUGCGCAUGGCCAACUGUAUCUGCAAGGAUAGUGGCGAGCCACUUCUCAGGGCGGCAGCUGUUUGUGGACGACAGGGCUGGCCAGCUGAAGAACCAGAUAUAGUAGUAUCAACGCCAGCUGCUCUUCUUAAUUAUCUCUAUGCUAUUGACCCAGACAGACGAAGGCGUUCAAAUUUUAUGCGCGGUGUCAAAUAUGUGGUUUUCGAUGAAGCAGACAUGCUUCUGUGCGGCAGCUUCCAGAACCAAGUUAUCCGACUUAUUAAUAUGUUCCGAUUCGAUGAGAAGUUGUUAUCUCGGGAGAAAAGUUCUGAAGCUGAGAGAUUAUUAGAUUCAAAUUCUGAUUUUAUCACACAGUUUGAAGAAGAAGAGUCUGAAAAUCUUAAUCCUGAUUCAAUCCUGAAAGAGGAGGAGGCUGAGAUUGUUCAGGUGGUGCAAAACAAAGGAGAAGAAAAUGAGGUAGGAGUCGUAAAAAGAAGGGAUUGGAGGAGGGUGAGAAAAACUUAUGAACGAAGUAAGCAGUACAUCUUUGUUGCUGCCACUCUUCCUGAGAAUGGAAAGAGAACUGCUGGAGGAGUUUUAAAGAAAAUGUUUCCUGAUGCUAGUUGGGUUAGUGGAAGCUAUCUGCACUGUCACAGUCCAAGAUUGGUACAGAAUUGGGUUGAAGUUACCGUUGAUACACAAGUGGAUAUACUCAUUGAAGCUGUAAACCAAGGAUCCAACACUGGUAAUGAAGUAAGUCGGACCAUGGUGUUUGCCAAUACUGUUGAGGCUGUUGAAGCAGUUGCCAAUAUUUUGUCGGGAGCUGGUAUUCAUUGUUUUCGCUACCAUAGAGACGGCUCUUUGGAGGAACGUGCACAGAACUUGGUUGAUUUCCAACAGAAAGGUGGUGUUUUUGUGUGCACUGAUGCGGCUGCACGUGGUCUGGAUGUUCAAAAUGUUUCUCAUGUCAUACAGGCAGAAUUUGCUUCAUCAGCAGUGGAUUUUAUACACAGGGUUGGUCGCACAGCUAGAGCAGGUCAACCUGGUCUAGUUACUAGUUUAUACACAGAAUCAAAUAAAGAUCUCGUUGCUGCAGUUCGUCAAGCCGGGAAGCUGGGUCAGCCUGUGGAGAAAGCAUUUAGCAGGAAAAGGAGCUUCAGAAAUAAGAUCAAGAAGAGAGCACUUUCCAGCAAAGAUAGUGCGACAUCAUCUGGCCGUGAAAGAAUUCAAGUAUGAUACCAGUAGCAUUGAUGAAGUUGGAAUCAACCAGGCAUACAAACACGGCUAAUAUCAUUCUCACAUGUGCCAAACCUUUUGUUCUGCAAUCAAGCUUGAGCAGAAUCCAGAAAGCAUAGGGUUUCACAUAAAGACAGCUCAAAUAAGCACUAGAACAUGCAUGUACACCGAAGGCAUUACAUUAAAUUGAACUGUUAUGGACAAGAAGACGAUUUUGUAUGAAGCUAGGGCAUACCUGUUGAGUAAAAUCAUCAACUUGGAGUUUGCACGGCUGUCAUUUAGACAUCUAAUUAUUUGUUGUACAUAGCAACUUUUUGUAUGAUUUCAUAUUGUAUGAAGUAAUUUUACUCCUC
Molecule: messenger RNA, 2222 nt
Organism: Daucus carota subsp. sativus
Lineage: Eukaryota; Viridiplantae; Streptophyta; Magnoliopsida; Apiales; Apiaceae
Product: DEAD-box ATP-dependent RNA helicase 22
Exons: 8
Coding region: 94-1869 (591 amino acids)
Cellular component (GO): chloroplast
Molecular function (GO): ATP binding; RNA helicase activity; RNA binding
Source: RefSeq, a predicted model, not a curated record